AUGGUUGUUGUUUUUAAUAUAUCUGUUUUUGUUAUUUAUCUAAUUUAUAUAAAACCAAAUUUUAGCCAGUUUACUAGUGAAUAUGAAGUAUACUCUGAAAUAUGUGAAAAUUCAGCCAAUGAAAAUGAGUCGUGUGUAUACUGUAUGAAGGAUCAUAAAAGAAAAAGUUCAAAAUAUGUUUAUAAACAUAUCAUGAAGAUGUUUUUUGAAAAUAAUAGUUUAAAUAAAAAUAAAAUAGCUUUGAUAGAACAUGAAUGA
Messenger RNA from Plasmodium adleri (nom. inval.), 258 nucleotides. RefSeq names its product acyl-CoA synthetase, putative. NCBI's taxonomy places the organism in Eukaryota, Apicomplexa, Aconoidasida, Haemosporida, Plasmodiidae. Bases 1 to 258 code for a protein of 85 amino acids. The transcript has a single exon. The record is from RefSeq and is a predicted model, not a curated record.